Messenger RNA from Trichoplax adhaerens, 504 nucleotides. RefSeq lists its product as uncharacterized. The transcript has 4 exons. Gene Ontology annotation, cellular component: CCR4-NOT core complex; P-body. Bases 1 to 504 code for a protein of 167 amino acids. Lineage: Eukaryota; Metazoa; Placozoa; Uniplacotomia; Trichoplacea; Trichoplacidae. Gene Ontology annotation, biological process: nuclear-transcribed mRNA poly(A) tail shortening; regulation of DNA-templated transcription. The record is from RefSeq and is a predicted model, not a curated record.
AUGCUACCGGAUAUCAGUGUGAAACCUAUACUUGGUGUUGCUCCUCUUGGACCUGUACCUUUAAAUAAGGAGAAAUGCUAUCAACUUGCAAUGUUAGAAUCGGCUUAUCAUCAUAUUCCUCAACCCAUUGACUCUCACCGUGUUAGAACAUACCUACCAAAGAAUCCAUGUCCAAUCCCAGCGUAUCAUUAUCUAAAUCCACCUGCACAUUCAGAUUCUUUUGAGUACUUUCAACGCUUACAUCCAGAGUCGUUAUUCUUUAUCUUUUACUAUCUUGAAGGAACAAGAGCCCAGUAUUUAGCAGCUAAGGCUUUGAAAAAGUUGUCAUGGAGAUUUCAUACCAAGUACAUGAUGUGGUUUCAACGUCACGAAGAGCCUAAGCAGAUUACAGAAGAAUUCGAACAGGGAACUUACGUUUAUUUCGAUUUUGAAAAGUGGCAACAACGGAAGAAAGAAGGCUUUACCUUCGAGUAUCGUUACUUAGAAGAUAAAGAUCUUGUUUAA